Molecule: messenger RNA, 3803 nt
Organism: Jatropha curcas
Lineage: Eukaryota; Viridiplantae; Streptophyta; Magnoliopsida; Malpighiales; Euphorbiaceae
Source: RefSeq, a predicted model, not a curated record
AUGGGAAUGGAUGAAGGUGACAGAGAUGGAGGUUCUCAAAUUGCGUCCAUUAAUGAAGAUUCAAAUUCUUGUACUUCACAACAAUGCUCAUGGUCCAUAUUCUUUGAGGAAGUUGUUUGUCCAAAUGUGUUCUUGAACUUGGAAGGAAGGUUUCCCUCACCAGUGCUCAAGAAGGAUGCUAGGCAUAGGCCUGAUGCCAAAACACUGUUGUCUCACCCUUGGAUACAAAAUUCUAGGCGUGCUUUGAACUCUUUCCGCCACAAUGGAUCAAUAAGAAGCAUACAAGAAGAAGAUCCAGCAGAUGCAGACAAUUUAAAUGAAGAUAAUCAGAGCCCUGGUAAAAGCCAUUCUUCAGGGAAAGCUGAAAAGGCUUCUGUUGACUUCGAAAUCGAUUCCCGGAAAGAACUAGUAACUGAUGCUGCUGGUGUUAGUAAUUCUGAUAAAGAUUAUCCUUCAAAUUAUGAUAUUAUUGAGGAAAGAACUGAUAAAUUAGAAGAUGAUCUUCAGUCAGAUCAAGUUCCCACAUUAGCUAUCCAUGAAACAUCAUCUCUGCAAACUGGUUCUCAUAGACUAUCUGCCAAUAAAGUUGCAGCUGUCUGUGCUUCACUUCAUGGCUCAACACAUUUGCAUGACCAGGAUGCGAGUCCCAUUAAUGGUGAGAUCAAGUCUCUUGAAGCAACAGCGAAAGAUGCAGAUAAAAAGCAUGGAGAAAAAGGAAGUUCCAGUCGUGUUGAGAGUAAAUCAUUUGGUUUUGCACCAAGUCGUCAAGAUAAUGGUCUUCAAAAGGCUGUGAAGGCUUCACUGGCAUUGGGAGGGAAUGAGCUUAGUAGGUUCAGUGACACUCCAGGAGAUGCUUCACUUGAUGAUUUAUUUCAUCCCCUGGAUAAAAACCUGGAUGAUCGGGCAGCUGAAACUUCAACUUCUGCAUCAACAUCACAUUUAAACCAAGGCAAUGCGUCUGUAACUGAGGCAGGGAAAAAUGACCUGGCUACAAAGUUGAGGGCUACCAUAGCCCAAAAGCAGAUGGAGGGUGAAACAGGGCAGACAAAUGGUGGUGGUGACCUCUUUCGCCUAAUGAUGGGUGUUUUAAAGGAUGACGUGAUUGAUAUUGAUGGUUUGGUUUUUGAUGACAAAUUGCCAGCAGAAAAUCUGUUCCCCCUACAGGCUGUUGAGUUUGGAAGAUUAGUUGGAUCAUUAAGACCUGAGGAAUCAGAAGAUGUGAUUGCAUCGGCGUGUCAGAGACUUAUUGCUAUAUUUCAUCAGCGCCCUGAGCAGAAAAUUGUUUUUAUUACCCAACAUGGGUUGCUUCCAAUGAUGGAAUUACUUGAAGUUCCAAAAACUCGCGUUAUUUGCUCUGUCCUUCAACUCAUAAAUCAGAUUGUGAAGGAUAAUACUGAUUUCCUGGAAAAUGCAUGUCUUGUUGGCCUGAUCCCAUUGGUCAUGAGCUUUGCUGGACCUGACCGUCUCCGGGAAGUUCGAAUGGAGGCAGCCUAUUUCUUGCAGCAGCUUUGUCAAUCAAGCCACUUGACAUUGCAAAUGUUUAUUGCUUGCCGUGGAAUUCCUGUUCUGGUGGGCUUUCUAGAGGCUGAUUAUGCAAAAUACAGGGAAAUGGUUCAUCUAGCUAUCGAUGGCAUGUGGCAGGUCUUUAAGCUUCAGAGAUCAACCCCUAGAAAUGAUUUUUGUCGCAUAGCUGCGAAAAAUGGCAUACUGCUUAGGCUUAUAAAUACUCUUUAUAGUUUGAAUGAGGCAACUAGGCUAGCUUCUAUAUCUAUUGGAGCUGGAUUUCCACUGGAUGGUUCAGUUCAACGACCACGUUCUGGUUCGUUGGAUCCCAGCCAUCCCAUUUUCAUUCAAAGUGAGGCAUCACUUUCUUCAUUGGAUCAACCUGAAGCCCUUAAGGUCAGGCAUGGAAUGAUUGAGCAUCCUAUGUCAACGGGCACACAAGAACCUUCUCGAGCUUCUACUUCAAGUUCACAAAGGAUGGAUGCCAUUCAACCAGAUGCUAGAUACCACCUUGUGCAUGAUUCUGAUAGACCUCAAUCUAGCAAUGCAGCAUUGGAAACUUCGGCUGCUCUAGAUAAAGCUGGAAAUAUAGCCACCAAGGAAUCUUCAGUAACUGCUUCUAAAGAUCGAGACAACUUAGAAAGGUGGAAAGUUGAUUCAUCUCGAGCGAAAGUUGAUGGUCAGCAGCAGCGAUUAACUGGUUCUACUAACAGGGCAUCUACAGAUAGGCCACCUAAAUUGGUUGAAAAUGCGUCAAAUGGUCUUCCUGCCAUGGUAUCUACUCAACCAGAGCAAGUUCGACCCCUUUUAAGCUUGUUGGAGAAAGAACCACCUUCCAAGCAUUUCUCUGGUCAGUUGGAGUAUGUACGCCACCUCUCAGGUUUGGAAAGACAUGAAAGCAUAUUGCCUCUAUUACAUGCAUCUGGUGAAAAGAAAACAAACGGCGAAUUGGAGUUUUUGAUGGCAGAAUUUGCAGAGGUAUCAGGGCGUGGAAGAGAAAAUGGAAAUCUAGACUCUAUACCUAGAGUUUCACACAAGACAGUGAAUAAAAAGCUGGGAACAUUAGCAUCUAAUGAUGGAGCGGCUUCCACAUCUGGUAUUGCAUCUCAAACAACAUCAGGCGUGCUGUCUGGUUCAGGUGUUCUGAAUGCUAGACCAGGGAGUGCAACAUCAUCUGGAUUACUUUCCCAUAUGGUAUCAACAAUGAAUGCAGAAGUUGCCCGAGAUUACCUGGAAAAGGUGGCAGACCUUCUACUUGAGUUUUCUCAAGCAGAUACAACUGUAAAAUCCUAUAUGUGUAGUCAAAGCUUGCUUAGCCGCCUAUUUCAGAUGUUCAAUAGAAUUGAGCCGCCUAUUCUUUUAAAGUUACUCAAGUGCAUAAAUCAUCUGUCAACUGAUCCCAAUUGCUUAGAGAAUCUUCAGCGAGCAGAUGCAAUUAAAUUUUUGAUUCCAAACCUUGAACUCAAAGAUGGACCUCUUGUAGAGCAAAUUCAUCAUGAGGUUCUCCAUGCACUAUUUAAUCUGUGCAAGAUAAACAAGAGGAGACAAGAACAAGCUGCUGAAAAUGGAAUCAUUCCACACUUGAUGAAUAUCAUUAUGACAGAUUCUUCCUUAAAACAGUAUGCAUUACCUUUACUGUGUGACAUGGCUCAUGCAUCUCGUAAUUCAAGAGAGCAAUUAAGGGCCCAUGGUGGAUUGGACGUGUACUUGAGCCUGCUUGAUGAUGUAGUUUGGUCAGUGACAGCAUUGGAUUCAAUUGCUGUUUGCUUGGCUCAUGACAAUGACAAUCGCAAAGUAGAACAGGCAUUACUGAAAAAGGAUGCAGUCCAAAAAUUAGUGAAGUUCUUCCAAAGCUGUCCGGAACAACAAUUUGUGCAUAUUUUGGAGCCAUUUUUGAAAAUAAUCACGAAAUCAUCCCGGAUAAAUACUACAUUAGCUGUUAAUGGUUUGACACCUUUGCUCAUUGCAAGGUUGGACCAUCAGGAUGCUAUUGCUCGACUAAAUUUGCUUAAAUUAAUAAAGGCUGUCUAUGAGCAUCAUCCUCGGCCAAAGCAAUUGAUUGUGGAGAAUGAUUUGCCCCAGAAACUUCAGAAUUUGAUUGAGGAACGUAGAGAUGGGCAAAGUUCAGGAGGUCAAGUGCUCGUCAAACAAAUGGCUACUUCUCUGCUGAAAGCACUUCACAUCAACACUGUUCUGUAAAUUCACGUGAACCCAACUUGUAUAUCUUGUUUUUUUCUCAGAUGUAUUAUUAUUUUUGUUUUUUUUUUGUUUUGUUUUUUUUUUUUUUUUUUUUUUUGCUA